Molecule: messenger RNA, 492 nt
Organism: Drosophila persimilis
Lineage: Eukaryota; Metazoa; Arthropoda; Insecta; Diptera; Drosophilidae
Gene: Obp57c
Product: general odorant-binding protein 57c
Exons: 2
Coding region: 4-450 (148 amino acids)
Biological process (GO): sensory perception of smell
Molecular function (GO): odorant binding
Source: RefSeq, a predicted model, not a curated record
GAAAUGUUGCAUGUUUCUAUCGCUAUAUCACUUCUAGUGGUAGCCCUCACAGAGAGUCUGCCCACCACGCUAGAUGAAUCCGAUUUGAUGAACGAAUGCCUAUACUUCAGUCACAUCACCCUAGAGGAGUUACAGGCACAGAUGAACGUCAGCAGCUCCGAGGAGGAUCUGGAGAAUCUGGAUAGGAAAUACAAGUGCUUUGCCCACUGUCUGGUUGCGAGAGCCAACCUUCUGGACAGCCGCGGUCGUGUGGAUGUAGCCAAAAUCGAUGAGCUUGAGCCCCUCACGGAUGAGCAUCGUCAAGCGCUCGAAAACUGCAAAAGAGCGCACGAUGAUGACCCCGAUAACUGCGAAUAUGCCUUCAGUAUGUUCCUCUGCUUAUCGGAUUACCUGGAGGCAAGUGAUGAGGUAGAUGAAGAGCAGGAAAAAGACAACGAUUUGAAUGAAUAAUGCAACAGAAAAAUAUAACUGGUUUUGCGCAACUCUUUGGAA